AUUUCAGGUCAGAGGAACCGGGAAAAGACUGGAGAGAGCAACUGUUGUGUGAUCCUGUAAAUGCGUCCCUUCAUCCCUCUGAAUGAGUGUGUCCCGUCACCCACCGCCCGAAGCUGCUUAAACAACUACUCACACCAGACUAGCAAGAGCCGGAGAGAAAAACACACACACGCAGAUCUGAGAUUCAAGCCAAAAGAUGAUCAUCCAACCUGGAGAGCAGCAUAUAAUAAAAGCGUCCCGCCUUCACACACACACACACACACACACACACACACACACACACACACACACACACACACACACACACACACACACACACACACACACACACACACACACACACUAUCUCUAACACCUUCAAGAACUCAUUGAAACACACCUUUUCUAACACCUCCAUGAACUCACUGAAACACACACACACACACACACAGCUUCUUCUGCCGGUUUGCACAUGGAGGAGGCCCUUGUUGAUCAGUUUUUUAUUGCACAUAGUAAACAUGAAUGAUUCAGUGAGGAUGAAGAGACUCCAGGCCCUCCAUUUCUUCCUCUCAGGAGGGAAGAAUGAAUUUACACAGGGUCUGAUGAACUUUUCACGUUUAACAGCGCAACCGCUGCAGAGGAGAUGCAUGAAAUACUAGCACACGCUUCACCGGCGGACUGUUCUGGUGAAGUGCUAAGCAGUGUCUGUCCAGGAGAACAAGUAUUGAUGUGCCUGAUGAUGAACGCUCGAGAAAUGUUUCUGGUUUGGAUGGCCCUUUUUAAUCCUGGAGAUUGCUGAAACGUUGAUUUGCAGGAGGGCGGAUCUCCGGACGUCUGCUUGGAAAGUCUAAAUAACACGUAAUGAAUAACUAAUAACAUUUGCGACUGUGUUUUGACAGUCAUCCAGUGUUUUCUUUAGAUUGAUCGGAGCUGCUCUCUUUUUUAGGAAGGGUCCGACUAUCCCUUUAUUUCCCCCUCCCAAGCGUAGUUGGUGUAAAUUAAUGCUUGCGUUUGGAGCCAGAAGAAAUCUGUGGAAUGAAGUUUGGCUUGGUUUCUAUUUCUCCCUACUUUUUAGAUAUAUAUAAAAAUUGUUUGCACAAGACAGAAACGUGAGCUGUUUCAUUUCUAAAUCGGUGUCAAUUUUUUUCUUUCCCCUUGUUUUUCCAAAUGGGAACCGUAUUGGAAGGUUACAUACGUGUAGAGUAUAUUUAAUAUGAAUCUUAUAGAGAACAUAACUAUAGAUUGUUGAUAUAUAUUGGUGUCUAGUGUAUGAUAGUUUUAAACAGUUAGCACAUUAGCAUUCGGAGCAGUGAGACGCUGACUAUGUCAUGUACUUUAACAGCAGCAACCCCCUCUCUAAUGGUUGAAGAAAUUACUGUACCGUGUUUUUGUUAUCAUUAUUUUUUUUUUAAAUGUUCAUAAUUUGAUAUAAUCUUCCUUUUCUUUGUAUGUGGUCUUUGCUUUUCUGCUUUUUAACACCGCACUCGGUCUGAAAAAUAUUGGUCCUUAUCAGGGUUUAAAUCUGUACAGAGCUGAAGUUUUUAAAAAGAUAAUUGUAAAUAAAACUAAUGCUUCUCAUUCUCUAAAAUACAAAUGGAAAUACAUCUAUAAACUGAAUAAAGAAUCCAGAUUAUUCAAGUCAA
Danio rerio (zebrafish) is the source of this 1622-nucleotide messenger RNA. RefSeq names its product ubiquitin-like 3a (gene ubl3a). The record is from RefSeq and is marked validated. Gene Ontology annotation, cellular component: plasma membrane. NCBI's taxonomy places the organism in Eukaryota, Metazoa, Chordata, Actinopteri, Cypriniformes, Danionidae.